Thecamonas trahens ATCC 50062 is the source of this 1923-nucleotide messenger RNA. Its product is annotated as peptidyl-Asp metalloendopeptidase. The record is from RefSeq and is a predicted model, not a curated record. The coding region runs from base 1 to 1902 and encodes 633 amino acids. The transcript is spliced from 2 exons. Lineage: Eukaryota; Apusomonadida; Apusomonadidae.
AUGUUCCAGAUGGCCGGCUUGGAGGCUGUGGUGUUCACAGUCAGUCGGGUCGAUGAUGUCGGCGGACGAAGAUGGUCGCGGUCGGGUGGAGCCGGCGACCUCGUGUGGCAGCACGAAGGUAGUCUUGUCAUACAUGCGGCAGCGAUCGAGGCCACGGUGCCUGAGCCAGUUGCGGUGGUUGCGGUCAACUCGGAGGCUAUACACGGGCGGGUGAGCUGGCUCGACGGGGCGGUGGCUGAGGUGACGACUGCGCGCGGGCUGGUUUGGAUUGAUCCCAAGGCCGCCGCAGCGCACGAGGCCGGGCUGAUGCAGGGCCGUGAGCAAGGACUGGCGCCGCGGACGCUACCGAAUGGAAUAUGUCCCGGUCCGCUGGCGAGUGCCGAGGAGCCUGCGCUGAUCGACGUGCUGGUGGCGGUGACAGUGACGGUGGCAGAGAGCAUGUCCGAGGCGGCAUUGGACGCUCAAGUAGCGCUGGCGGAAGCCGAGGGCAACGCCGCGUUUAAGACAUCGGAGGUGCAUGCGGUGAUCCGGGUUGUUGGCAUUCACGUGACCGAGUACCGUGCCACGGGGACGUUCACUGAGACUGCUCUCCGGGUUUACCACGGGAACGAUGGGUUCAUGGACGAUGUGCCCAAGCUGCGCGAGGAGCUGCAGGCAGACAUGGUGUCAUUGUGGAUUGUUCCCAGCACAAAGUGCGGGAUUGGGUUCACCAUAGGAGGAUACUCGGUGGAGGAGGCGGAGUCGGCGUACUCGGUGGUAGCGCUAGAGUGCACCACGACGUGGCUCUCGUUUGUCCACGAGCUCGCACACAACAUGGGCGCGAACCAUGACGCCAUCAACGUGGCGGCAAACACUCUGUUUCCGUUCUCGCUUGGUAACCGCUUUGUGUAUGGCGGUGAGCAGCUGCGGACGGUGAUGGCGUACAAGCCUGGUCGGCGAGUGGCCUACUUUUCGUCGCCGGACGUGCUGUACGCCGAUGCGGUAGCGACCGGAUCAGAGACGGCCAACAACUGCUCAGUGAGCCACAAGUGUGAGACGGUGGUCCUGGCCGACGGCGAGGCGUGCGACGAUGGCCUGGUGUGCAACGGGCCGGAGGCGUGCUUGGCCGGAGUUUGCACCAACCUCGGUGCUGCGGUCACAUGUCCGGCACCGCCCGGCACAAACUGCCCCUGGCGCUGCUCCGAGACGCUCGGCGGGUGCGUGGCCGAUGCCGGCGCCGCAUGCGCUCGCCAAAGCAACUCGACGUGCAUAGACGGCUUGUGCGACGCGGCUGGGAUGUGCGUCGCGACGGAGAAUGCGCUGCCGUGCUCGUGUGGCGAUGAUGCAGGAGCCUGCUGUGGCAGCGUAUGCGAGCUGGAACCAGUGCCAGUGCCUGUCGAUGGGGUCCUGGACACGUGGACCGGUGGCGGACGAAGCGCGGUCCGGGUGAAGCUCGGCUCUGUGGCGGACAUGGCCGAGCUCUGGAUCUCGCUAGAUCCGACAACGGCAAAGCCCGCGGUGCAGGCUGUGCGUGACGACGAACCGAACACCCGAAAGACACUCUCUCCAAAGCGAGCGAGCAGCCUGGUGAGCUCGGUGGCGUUUGUCGUCGCGCCACCGGCUGGAGGCUGGGCAAGCUGGGAGACAGUGGAGAUCGGCGUGGCUGAGGUCCUGGGCGCUGACGAGCGGGUUGGGAUCCGCAUCGCUUUCGGGUCGGAGACCGGAGCAGGAAGCGCGAGAGCCGAUGGUGAGGGCUGGGUAUUUGUAGUCGUGGUCAUGGUGUGCAUGGUGGUGGUGAUGGUCUCGGCAACGGCUGUCAUCGUCGGUCGGUUGACAGCGCAGCGGUUUGUGGUCCGGCCGGCGGCGUAUCGGCUCGUCGAGCUUGGAACCAGCGGCUGCAGCUCGGAUUUGAGCUCAGAAUGAUGAAGCAUUGCGCGCACGGUC